Molecule: messenger RNA, 1860 nt
Organism: Paramecium octaurelia
Lineage: Eukaryota; Ciliophora; Oligohymenophorea; Peniculida; Parameciidae
Source: the annotation of a GenBank genome assembly
AUGCUGUUCUAAAUUAUUCUCUUUGGAUUUGAGGUAGUACUAGGAUAAUAAUUAUAAACCCCUACAUUCUUCAAUUUCAAUGAACACAUUUCAACAUUUAUUACUUCAAAAAAUGAAUCGGAUAUACAAAGUACGCAUAAUUGCCUAAUUGUGCCAUGUACUGCAUUUGGAAGACCAUAAAAUUGUAUGGUGAUAACUAAACUUACUUUUGGAGGUGAUUGUUUUACUAGACCAAUUCAGUCUAGUUUAAAUUUCACAAGCGAAGAAGACGUAGCCACUUUGGAAUUUGCUUAUUAUGCUUCCAGCCAUCCUUCAUCUAAAAGUCCUAAUACAGGAAUUGUUAUAGGUUGGACAAAUGACGAAGAUGAAUUUUAUUGGAUUGCUGCAGAAGAUAUAAGUGUGAUAACCUCUGGAGUAAAUCAAACAAAUAAAUAUGCAUAAUUUGUUACUAUUAACAGUCUCGCUGAGAACACUUGGACAAAAGUAUAUUUUAUAUUCAUAAAUAAGGUUAGAGUUCACAUCAGACCUAAUUCUACAAAACCUUUCAGAAUAGUCUUCGAAGCCUACUCAGAUGCAACUGAUUUUGCAGGAAAGUUUUUGGUGACUAACAUUUCAGUAUUUGAUAGAUCAACUUGUUCUGAAGGUUGCAGUACUUGCUUAUCAUAUACUGAAUGUACAUCAUGCGAAAAAGGAAGGCUCUAUCGAGGAGCCUGCAUAUCUGACUAUUGUUACUAUGAUGCUGGCAGCAUAACAGCUAAUAAAAUCUCAGUUGGUUGGAUCUCAGAAUAAAAUUCACUAUAUGGUAUAGUAUUAAAGAAUAUUAAAAUAAAUGAAUGUCAUUAGGUGAAAUUCACAAUGAAUAAAAUAAACAGCAACUAUAUUGAUGGAUCUAACUCAGGUUUGGAUAUUUAUUAAUAUGGUUUUAAAAUUUAAUAAAGUACAUUAUCAAGUGCUGGCUGUCUAUACUAAUUGAUUCUACCCAUUUCUGGAAAACCAGGAUAUUCAUGUCUUUUUGAAUUCCUUUUAUAAUUGAAAAAUACUACAGUAGAUUUAGUGAAUAUGACAUGGACUUAAGAAUUCUAUUAUUAAACCAAUAAUAGUGAAAUUCUGGUUACAGGAGAGAUAUCAUCUAAUUAAGUAGAAUUUUAGGUUUUGACCUCCUCAAUCUAUCUUGGUGAAGCGUCAACAAAAGUUGAAGGCAAAGUACUAUUAUGUGAGAGUUCAACUUGUAGGUCAUUCUAUACUGAACCUUAAGUAUUAUAUUUAAAUGAUCCCUUUUACAUUUUGGUGAUGCUUGACAAUAAAUACAUAGAUUUUGGGGCUGAUUUCAAAUUUCAAUUAGUUAGUGCAAUUGCUCUUGGUAAUGGAACAUAUAUUAAUUUAAAAUCAUAGGAUGAAAGCGAAAAAAAUAUGACUGCUAUCAUUUAUAAGUUUACUGUGCCAUUUGCAGUGUAGAACUGUACAAUAUAACUCACAGCCUAAUUGAUUGAAAGAGAUGUUGAUGAUAACGCUGUGACUGAUAGUAGAAGAAGAAUGUUGUUAAGAAGAUUGUUAUAAACAGAUAACCAAACAACUUCGAAUGCUAAUUCAGGGUAUACAGUUUCAGGGAGUAUUAAAGUUGAAAGCAUUGAGAUAUUGCCCUAUUGGAAGGUAUAUCCAAAGGAUGCUCCUUACAUUAUCAUAGGAGUUUCUGCUGGUUUAGUGGUUACCGCAAUAAUUCUCUAUUGUGCUUGUUUGACCUUCAGUUAGAAAUAAGUUCAUUCUCAAAGGGAAUCCAAAUAUAAUGUCAGUAAUAUGUACGUGAUCGACAAUCCUGAAGAGUAGAAUACAAUAAAAGAGAUGUUUAGGAAUAUAAAUUGA